AUGGCCACCAACGCGGCCCAGCUGGGCGACCGCCCACAGUCAUCAGCAGAGACAGGGAAAAGGCCCUCUCGGACAUGUCUGUCGAGCUCUGGAAAAGCAGUAAGUUUACUCGUCAAUAUCCUCCGGAAGAAGCCUGGAACGACCUUUGGAUUCUCAUACGUGGACACUAGGAGCACGGAGUGGAUUGUUUUGAUCGAUACGGAGCUGUCACUGACAAUGAUGUCGGAUAUAGGAACGACCAAGCCCGCCAUUAAUGGCACCUCCUCUACUACCCCGCAGGCUUCUCAGCCGUUGACCCACUACCAUUCGAAACUAUACAGCUUGUUGAGUUGGGAACGGCCGAGUGCAACAGCUAGCUCCUUUGCAACCGUUGUCCUCUUCAUAGUUGCCAGCCGAUAUCUGCCCCUCAUCCGGUGGACGUUGAAGUUCCUUUACCUCGCUUUGGGAGUGACCGCCUCCGCUGAAGUUGGAGGCCGCCUUCUCUUCUCCCGUGGAUUGACCAGCGCCUCACGUCCACGCAAGUACUAUACUAUUCCAAAGGACACUGUUGAGAGCUUUUUGGAGGACCUCGAGAACCUAGUCGAUUUCUUCCUCAUCGAGUUCCAACGCAUCCUCUUCGUCGAGAACCUGACAUACACAGUUUCCGCAUUUGUUACUGCUCUCAUUUCGUACUGGCUUGUAAUGUUCCUGCCCCUAUGGGGUUUGGCUCUCAUUGCUACCUGCAUUGCCUACUUGGCCCCCCUGGUCUACAUCACCAACAAGGAGUUCAUCGAUAGCCAGCUUGGAAACGCUCAAGAAAUUGUCGCCACUCAAGCGUCGCAUGUGAAGGAGAUGGCUGAAACUCAAACUGCACAGGCCACUGGCAUUGUCAAGCAAUAUGUAGGCGACUAUCGAGCUAAGGCCAAUGGAUACAUCGGAUCGUCUAGCGCUCCCGUACCUGCUAUCACCGCGCCUGAGACUGCAAUUGAGGCGACUCCCAAAGCAGUCCCUGAGACCGUUCACGAAUCUGUUCCUGAAACCGCCGCCAUCGAUGCCUCCGAGCCAGAGGUCCCAAAGACCGAGACACUUGACAAACUCCCCGAUCUGCAGGAAACCCCUGAUUUGCGGGAAGUGGCCCAUGCAGAUUUUCCUGAAGCUCCUAAAGACGAACCCGUUGGCGAAGUCAACGACGCAGACAAAGGUCCAGAACUGAUCCAAAUUGCAUAA
Molecule: messenger RNA, 1206 nt
Organism: Arthroderma uncinatum
Lineage: Eukaryota; Fungi; Ascomycota; Eurotiomycetes; Onygenales; Arthrodermataceae
Product: cwl1
Exons: 8
Coding region: 1-1206 (401 amino acids)
Source: RefSeq, a predicted model, not a curated record